Molecule: messenger RNA, 942 nt
Organism: Manis javanica (Malayan pangolin)
Lineage: Eukaryota; Metazoa; Chordata; Mammalia; Pholidota; Manidae
Product: olfactory receptor 2A1/2A42-like
Biological process (GO): G protein-coupled receptor signaling pathway
Cellular component (GO): membrane
Molecular function (GO): G protein-coupled receptor activity; olfactory receptor activity
Source: RefSeq, a predicted model, not a curated record
AUGGAGGAAAAUCAGACAGUGGUUACAGAGUUCAUCCUACUGGGAUUUUGUGUUGGUCCGAGGAUUCAGGUGCUUCUCUUCGGGCUCUUCUCCCUGCUCUAUGCCCUCACCCUGCUGGGGAAUGGGGCCAUCCUGGGGCUCAUCUCCCUGAACCCCCAGCUGCACACCCCCAUGUACUUCUUCCUCUGUCACCUGGCCGCUGUCGACAUAGCCUAUGCCUGCAACACGGUGCCCCAGAUGCUGGUGAACCUCCUGCGUCCAGCCAAGCCCAUCUCCUUUGCCGGCUGCAUGGCACAGACCUUUCUCUUUAUGACUUUUGCUCACACAGAAUGUGUUCUGCUGGUGGUGAUGUCCUAUGAUCGGUAUGUGGCCAUAUGCCACCCCCUACGUUACUCCAUCAUCAUGAGCUGGAGAGCAUGCAUGGUCCUGGCCGUCACUUCCUGGGUGUUUAGCUUCCUCCUGGCCCUGGUCCACGUGUUUCUCAUCCUGAGGCUGCCCUUCUGUGGGCCUCAUGAAAUCAACCACUUCUUCUGUGAAGUCCUGUCUGUCCUCAAGCUGGCCUGUGCUGACACCAGGCUCAACAAAAUAGUCAUCUUUGCUGCCUGUAUUUUUGUUGUACUGGGGCCCCUCUGCAUGGUGCUGGUGUCCUACACACACAUCCUGGGUGCCAUCCUGAGAAUCCAGUCCAGAGAGGGCCGCAGAAAGGCCUUCUCCACCUGCUCCUCCCACCUCUGCGUGGUGGGGCUCUUCUUUGGCAGCGCCAUCAUCCUGUACAUGGCCCCCAAAUCCCGCCACCCUGAGGAGCAGCAAAAAAUCCUUUUACUGUUUUACAGUUUUUUCAACCCUUUGCUGAACCCACUGAUCUACAGCCUGAGGAACACAGAGGUUAAGGGUGCUCUGAGGAGAAGGCUGUUCAAGGAAAGUCAUUCCCAGUUGGAGUGA